AUGGCGGCUGUCGUCAAGCCAGGCAGCACACCGCGCCGAAAGUCAAGCCAAGAACAGCACCAUGCGACAGCUACUUCCUCUGGCGUGGAGGGUGGCCGCGGUAUACAUUUGCCACCUGCAGUCAUAGCAGCGGCGGCAGCCUUGCAUACGCCGUCAUCCCGUCAGUCAUCGCAGGGCAGCAUCUUCUCGACCAUCGUGCAACAUCCAUCAGUGGCGAUCUUCAACAUCGUGGUCGCCGUGCUGUGCAUGAUCGUGUGCCUGGCCAUGCUCGUCUCUUUCUUGUUGUCGCUCCUGGAUGACAGUGGCACGAGCAAACCAGACACGUGCACGACCCACGCGUGUCGCGAGUACUCUUCGCGGCUCAUGGCUUCGCUCAACUGGUCGGUGGACCCGUGCCACAGCUUCACACGGUUCGUGUGCGACGGCUGGAGGCAGCGCCAAGUGCUCGGCGUUCAGGAGGAAGCCUUCGGUGCGGCCAUCGAGAAGAUUGCGCGCAUCGUGCACACCAUUGACGUGCCGCCUGUGGGGCAGAACCGCCUCCAGAGAGCAGUCAUGGUCUACUGGACGUGCACCGCCUUGCUGACGACGUCGCCUUGCGAGCUCGACGCCGUGAAGUCUGCACUUCGCGCCGCCGGCGUGAUGUGGCCUCACCGACCGCCGCCGGCAGGACGGAGGGACCUGCUGCGCAUGAUGUUCCACUGCGACUACGCGCUCGGGUGGAGCGCCGUGUUUCGGGUGGACCCCGAGUCGCACCGGAAUGCAACCACGACGUACGUGCUCACCGACUCGGGCUUCAACUUCGUCGUGCGCAAGUACCACGAGCGUAGCACAGAGGCGCACCGCGAGCACUAUUUCAACCAUCUUCGGGACGCGUUCAGAGACGCCGAUGGAACUGCAGACGUCGUUACCUUGAAGGAGAUGCACCAGCUCGAGGACAUGAUGUUCGGUCCGCUGCUAGGAGACUUGUACAAGAGCGAACCGAAGGUCUCGACGGUUCCGGAUGACGUGGUGUACAACUCAUCGGCAAACCUCUCGAUGCAACGGUGGACGGAGGUGAUGCGAAGCGAAGGCGUCGAUCUGAAAGGGACAGUAGAAUUCCGCACGCGGAACCUGCCCUUCUUCAGCACCUUCGUCAACCUGUUGGUUCGCCACGGCGAGCUGGACAUGUACGCCUACGCGUCCUGGUGUACGGUGCAGGUGGCGGCACUUUUCACCAACGCCGAGCUGAUAUUGAACUACUACGGGAACUCGCGGCGAGCUGCAAUCUUGCACGGCGCUUUCUGCCUAAGCCGCGCCUACAUCGCUGGCGGCAGGGUGCUGCUGGGCAACUACGCCCGCGAAGUGCUACCCGCAGUGGCACGUCCUCAAGCGGAAACCAUCGCGUUGAAUGUGGAAGCUGCUUUCUUGAAGCGCCUGUCCGCCUGGGCCGACUACGACUCCGACGUGAGCGUGAUGAGGUCGUGGAACUCCACCACGCUGUCUUUCAGCAUGUUUGCGCCGGAUCCUGAGGAUAACGUCACCGACAUCAUCGUGGGAGAGAUGAGUGACUCGUUCCUGCAGAACUGGCGCAACGCGUGGAGGUCCCGUAUCACCCACCGCGGCUUGGACGUCAAGAUCGCCAUCACGGCCAUCGAGACAUUGUCAUUCUCGGCUGACAUAGGAUACCGCAAAGACUUCAUCCUGCUGCCUUAUGUAUUCUCCUUCCCCUAUUACGACGUCAACGCCAUGUCGUCCAUCAACUACGGUGGGUUUGGCGCUAAGGUGGCCUUCGCCGUGGGCCAGAGGUUUCACGGCACGUAUCUCAGCGAGGGUGCUGGUGGCGCCUCGUUCAGCGCGUUCCUGUCAUGCAUCUCGAACGCCUCGCUCGCCGCCCGUCUCAAGGAUGCCCCUACGCUGUUUGCCGAAGUGGUCUCCCUGGGCGCCGUAGUCGACACGUACCGCAACUCCAACGAUCGCCAGCGCCUCGUCCACAUGGAGAGCUUGACGGGCGAUCAGCUGCUUUUUGUCGCCAUGUGCUACGCCCGGUGCGUAGGCAUCCACUACGCAGUCCAUGAUUCGGCGUGCGACGCGGUGCUACAGAAUGUGCCGGAGUUUUCGGAGGCCUUCAGUUGCGCUCGGGGAUCACCCAUGAACCCGCACCAGCAGUGCAAGCUUUUGUGA
Rhipicephalus microplus (southern cattle tick) is the source of this 2160-nucleotide messenger RNA. RefSeq lists its product as uncharacterized. The record is from RefSeq and is a predicted model, not a curated record. Gene Ontology annotation, molecular function: metalloendopeptidase activity. NCBI's taxonomy places the organism in Eukaryota, Metazoa, Arthropoda, Arachnida, Ixodida, Ixodidae. Gene Ontology annotation, biological process: protein processing. Gene Ontology annotation, cellular component: plasma membrane.